Molecule: messenger RNA, 3702 nt
Organism: Betta splendens (Siamese fighting fish)
Lineage: Eukaryota; Metazoa; Chordata; Actinopteri; Anabantiformes; Osphronemidae
Product: zinc finger protein 37-like
Exons: 2
Coding region: 147-2783 (878 amino acids)
Biological process (GO): regulation of transcription by RNA polymerase II
Cellular component (GO): transcription regulator complex; PcG protein complex
Molecular function (GO): DNA-binding transcription factor activity, RNA polymerase II-specific; RNA polymerase II cis-regulatory region sequence-specific DNA binding
Source: RefSeq, a predicted model, not a curated record
CAGGACUGUAGGGGGCGCUACAGGAAGGAGCAGCUCGUGUCGUCCAACGCGGAAGUAAACAAAGCAAACAACGCACGUUUAGUUACGUGGUCCGAGAGUUUGACGAAGUUGUGACCGCGACGCGGCGUCGCUGUGGGGGUUUAAACAUGAGUUCGGUCCAGAGCAUGCGGCAGUUCGUGUGUGACCGCCUGACCACGGCCGCGCAGGAGAUUCUGGGCGCCUUUGAGAAGCGACUGGACGACUACGAGACGGAGCUCGCGCGUCAACGCAGAUUGUUUGAGUCGGUUCUGACGCCUGAGGCGAAGUCACAGCGGGAAGGUCCCACUCAGAGUCAAGAAGGGGAGGUUUUCUACAACAAGCUGCAGCACCAUAACCAGGAGACAAGCUUUAGUUGGGUCCUGUCAGGUCAUCCACUGGUCAAACAGGAAGAUGUGGAAAUGACAGUUAGUCAGCAACAGCUCCAGCCUGCACAGCGCUUGACUUCAGCUUGUGUGGGAGAUGUCCCUAGUGCUCAGGGUCAGUCUGCUCACUCUGAUGAGACUUUGAGUGCCACAAGUAAAGAGCAUUCUAACAAGGAUACUUCAUCUGGGUGUGACAAAGAAAGUCCUGCAGUGUCCACACCAGCUACAAGUACAUCAAAUACAAAAAGUAUUAAUGACAAUGUAACAUCAAGUCCAACAACUGUGCAAACAAAAGAAUACGAAAUCAAUAAUGCGAGUACGUCUACUAGCAGAACGGUGCUGCCACCAGCUCAGAAAUGUGACAGUGAGCCAACAACAAAUAGAAAUGAUGACAUUAGAACAACAGCAGCUACAAGUGAUGAGCAAACAGAGGACAAGACACAACAUAAUGAGAACUCGAGGACUAAGACAGCAUCCCAGGAGCCAUGCAACAAUAACACAACACUAAGUGGAGGUAGUGAGCCAACACAAAAAAAGGAUCAAACAAAUAGACCUAAGACUUUAUCCAGAGUUCCUGACCCAACACCUCAUGAGAUACCUAAUGGUGGAAACACAGACUCCACUAAAAGCCCCGAACAAAAAUGUCAGGACAAGACAACAUCAGCUAGAGAGAGUGAGCUGAGAGCACCAGAGAAACCCAGUGAUAACAUUCCAACAACUGAGCAAACAUCAAAUAAGGAAAGCCAAGCAGGAGGAAGAAGCCCAGCUGGACGAAGUGAGACAAUAUCAAACGAGAACUCUGACAAGGCCACAACACUGGGUAACAGCACUGAGAGUGAUCCAGAAAAGGCAGCAUCGGGUGGAGGCCUCCAUCCAACACAGGUCGGUGAAACCACCAACCAGGUUCUUACAACAGGAAGGCGUAGUGAGACGACUCCAUGGAAGAAAAGCCGAGAUCUUCAACCAGCAAAUAAAUCCAGCAAGAAGAACACAACAUCCACCAUGAAGACUGAGCUUACAGCAAAAAAGAAAACCAGCGACGAGGCGAGCCCACAGUCCAAGACACAGAGUGAGAAAUCCAGUGAUGAGAACAUGGCAGUGGUUAAAGGCACCACAGUAACAGAAGGCAAGGAAAGCCAUAAACAAGCUGCAUCAGCAAAGAGGAAACCCAGAGAACACACAGAGGCAAAUCAAGACAAAGACCUGAACGAACACAGGCCACAGAGGAAACCCAGUGAUGGCAAGUCUACUCCAAGUACUACAGUAACAGGAAGUAGGAAACGUACAACAGCGUCAAGUAGAAGUACAGAGAAGAAACCAGAUUCUAAACCCAAGACCACAUCUAGUAAAAAGCCAGACGCAACUCCUGCUAAGAAACACAGCGAUGCCACAACAUCAACCAGGAGAAUCAAAGAGGCAUCAAGUAAAGACAAUGAGAAGGAAACACUGAAGCACCAAAUAAGCACAGACAAAGGCACCAAAUCAACACCAGCCACACAACAGAGUCUCCGAACCAUGUCUACAAGGACACGAAAGAGGCAAAAGGACGAGACGGAAGCAGUAAAUGAGGGUCCUGAUCCAACAGCAGGACGUCCGGACGGGAAAACACGUGCAGCGCAGCGAAAACGGGAGAGAAAAGCUUCGAAUACGGACGAGAGCCCGUCAGACGGCGGCGCCAAGGACGGCGAGAGCCCCUACGAGUGCGACCGCUGCGGGAAAGUCAUGAGCAACUUCAAGAACUACACGUUCCACAUGAAGGCUCACACCGCGGCCAAGACGGUGAAAUGCACCGCGUGCGGCAGGAUGUUCAGGGAGCGCUGGGAGCUGAACAAGCACGCGGUCAUCCACGCCCCCGAGAAGCCCUUCAAGUGCCACGUGUGCGGCCACGGCUUCCACCGGCGCUCCAACCUGGACCUGCACCUGCGCGUGCACACGGGGGAGAAACCCUACGAGUGCCCCAGCUGCGACAAGCGCUUCAGCUCCUGCGUGAACAGGAAGAAGCACAUGCGCGUCCACACGGGCGAGAAGCCGUACACGUGCGGCGACUGCGGGAAGGACUUCGCCGACUCCUCGUGCUUCAAGAACCACCGGCGCGUCCACACGGGGGAGAGGCCCUUCAAGUGCUCCCAGUGCAAGCGGAGGUUCGCCACCAGGACCACGUUGACCCGACACGCCGUCACACACACGGGCGAGAGGCCGUACAAGUGCGGCGUGUGCGACAAGGCCUUCGGCUACAAGAGCGACCUGAAAACGCACACGCGGCUCCACACCGGGGAGAAACCCUACGGAUGUGGCGCGUGUGGCGAGCGCUUCUCCAACUGGUUGAAGCUCCACAAACACAAGCGCGUCCACACAAAGGACGCGGAGGACGCCGCUUCUUGAAGGCGUGGCGUCAGGGACACUCCACGGACGAGUUGGCUCGAUUUGGAGGCUUUGAUAGUUUAGGUGUGUCUUUGAGCAAGGCACUUCACACUGGCGCGUGGCAGCCCACUGCUCCCCUUUUAAACGCAGCAUUCCACUGGGUGCUGGUGGUGGAUGUUCCUUGUUUAUGCCGCCUUUAUAUUGGUUUAUACUGGUUUUUAUGUGGGAGGGGAUGAAAUGUAAUUCAAGGUGUCAAUCACUUGUGUUUAUAAUCAAGUGGAAAUGUACCUAAGCUGCAGACACAUGAUUGUAUUUUUAUUGUCUGUGGGAUAAGGUUUUAUGACGGUGAUAUUGUUCUGUACCUGUGGUUGCAGCUGAUCACAUUUUUUAUUAUUGAUCCGAGAGCAGGGUGAUGGUUUUACUGCAAAGCUGACGUAAAAAACACUACAUUCAUGUGAUGUAAUUGUGAAUUUGGAAUAAAUUUUUAUCUUUAAUAUUUUGGGAUGCACAUUUUUACAAUUUGCCUUUGGUCGAACUCAGAGCAGAAGAGUUCUGUAAAAAAGAAAAGUCCACUCACCCGCUGGUUUGUUGAUACACAGCGGAGGAGACACCUGUGGGUCCACGGGUUCAGAGACAGAACUGUGGUUGAAGCGAGACUGAGCUGAUGCUUUGGGUGUAAGUGGAUUUUAAAACUGCAUCACUUUCUUGGUUCCUCUUCAUUGCGUAACCACGAUGAAGAGGAAGAGAGAAUAAUACUGAAUAAUUCAUGCUCUUCUUCUGCCAUAAUUGGCCCUUUAUAUAACUGCCCCAUUGAGUAAAGAUAUAUUCAUAUGCUGCCUGUGAACAGCAUUUGUGUAUUGAAUACAUUUAUUUUAGUUGAACUCUUACAAAUGCAUAUGCAUUAACUGUUCAAUAAUUAAAAAGCAGAGUAAUUCACCCA